UUCUACAUAAAUUUUAGAAUCAGUUCGUCUCUAUCUACAAAAAAGAAAAAUUCUGCUGUAAUUGUAAUGAUAAAGCUGUGGAUCAGUUUGAGGAGAACUGACAUCUUUACUGUGUUGAGUCUUCCAAUCCACUAACAUAAUAUGUCUCUCCAUUUAGGACAUAUCUGAUUCAUUUGCAUCCUUGAAGAGCAUCUCUAGAAGAGGAAGGAAAAGAUGGGUGUGAAAACAUUUACUCAUAGCUCCUCUUCCCACAGCCAGGAAAUGCUUGGGAAGCUAAAUAUGCUGCGAAAUGAUGGACAUUUUUGUGAUAUCACUAUUCGUGUCCAGGACAAAAUCUUCCGGGCACAUAAGGUGGUACUAGCAGCUUGCAGUGAUUUCUUUCGCACCAAACUUGUGAGCCAAGCAGAGGAUGAGAACAAGAAUGUGUUGGAUUUGCAUCAUGUUACAGUGACUGGCUUUAUACCCCUUUUGGAAUAUGCUUACACAGCCACUCUGUCAAUUAACACAGAAAAUAUUAUUGAUGUUCUGGCUGCAGCCAGCUAUAUGCAAAUGUUUAGUGUUGCUAGCACCUGCUCAGAGUUCAUGAAAUCAAGCAUUUUAUGGAAUACACCCAACAGCCAACCGGAAAAGGGUCUAGAUGCUGGACAAGAAAAUAACUCUAACUGCAAUUUUACUUCUCGAGAUGGAAGCAUUUCCCCAGUGUCUUCAGAGUGCAGUGUGGUUGAAAGAACCACUCCUGUCUGCCGAGAAUCCCGGAGAAAGCGCAAAAGCUACAUUGUUAUGUCUCCUGAAAGUCCUGUAAAGUGUGGCACACAAACAAGUUCUCCCCAGGUAUUGAAUUCUUCAGCUUCCUACUCAGAAAAUAGAAGUCAACCAGUUGACUCUUCUUUAGCUUUUCCUUGGACUUUUCCUUUUGGAAUUGAUCGAAGGAUUCAGCCUGAUAAGGUUAAGCAGGCAGAAAAUACCCGGACUUUAGAAUUACCUGGCCCAUCUGAGACAGGUAGAAGAAUGGCUGAUUAUGUGACUUGUGAGAGCACAAAAGCUACCUUGCCUCUGGGUACUGAAGAAGAUGUCCGGGUCAAAGUAGAAAGGCUAAGUGAUGAGGAGGUCCAUGAGGAAGUGUCCCAGCCUGUCAGUGCUUCUCAGAGUUCACUGAGUGAUCAGCAGACAGUGCCAGGAAGUGAACAAGUCCAAGAGGACCUUCUGAUUAGUCCACAGUCUUCCUCCAUAGGCUCAGUAGAUGAAGGCGUCACCGAAGGGUUACCUACACUUCAAAGCACUUCUAGCACUAAUGCUCAUGCAGAAGAUGAUGAUCGAUUGGAAAAUGUUCAGUAUCCCUAUCAACUCUACAUUGCUCCCUCUACCAGCAGUACAGAACGACCAAGUCCAAAUGGUCCAGAUAGACCUUUUCAGUGUCCAACUUGUGGGGUGCGAUUCACCCGUAUUCAGAACCUGAAACAGCACAUGCUCAUCCACUCAGGAAUUAAACCAUUUCAGUGUGACCGCUGUGGGAAAAAGUUCACCAGGGCUUACUCGCUAAAGAUGCAUCGCCUAAAGCAUGAAGGUAAACGCUGUUUCCGGUGCCAGAUAUGUAGUGCCACUUUCACUUCCUUCGGGGAAUAUAAACACCACAUGAGGGUUUCCCGGCACAUUAUCCGCAAGCCUCGGAUUUACGAGUGCAAAACAUGUGGCGCCAUGUUCACCAACUCUGGGAAUUUAAUCGUGCACCUGAGGAGUCUGAACCAUGAAGCGUCAGAGCUAGCAAACUACUUCCAGAGCAGUGAUUUCCUAGUACCGGACUACUUAAACCAGGAGCAGGAAGAGACCCUUGUUCAGUAUGAUCUUGGAGAACACAGUUUUGAAAGCAACUCCUCUGUUCAAAUGCCUGUAAUUUCACAGGUCUCCUCGACCCAGAAUUGCGAAAGCACCUUUCCCUUGGGGGCUCUUGGUGGGCUGGCAGGAAAAGAGGAAGAAAUGCCAGAGCAGCCAAAGACCAGUGCUUGUGCUGAGCCAGCCAGAGAUGACCCCCCAAAAUCAGAGCUGUCUUCUAUAACUAUUGAGUAAUUUCAUGGUUGGGCUUCAUUUUUGGUUUUUGGAAAGUGCCUGUGCUUGGUCUUGUACAUUUAAAUUUAAUUUAAUUUUUUAAACAAAAAAGGGUUUGGGAAAGAAUUUCUCUUUUUACUUUGUAAGCCCUGCAACUGAUGUUUUAUUUUUUUCAUGACUCAGAGAUUGCUUUUGUAAGUACACAAUAAUGUGAUGUUGAAAUACAGUAGAAACUAUGAGACUUAAAGAGAACCAGUUGACUUAAAACAUCUAUCACUUUCUUCUUCCACUGUUGAAAAUAGGCUAACAGCAGAUCAUUAGUUACAGAAGAAAUCAGAUGAUUAUUGACCUUCCUGAGAUGAAGGGGUACAACAGAAACAAAUUACUAAACAAUGACAACUGGCCUGAACAGAUGUUUACUCCUAUACACAGGACAGUGUACACUAUUUUGUAAAGCCUGUUGUUUUUGCAAGUAUUUAUGGUAAGCUUUCUUAAAAUUUAUUGGGUGAAUACUUCUGAAAUCCAACAUACUCUUUUUUUAUUUUUUAUGCUUUGUCAUUUCUAUUAUGAUUUUUCAUGGUGAAAAUUUGCAUAGGCUUUCCCUGUACCUUUAUAAUACUGCUCCUCCGAAUAAUCUUUCUGUCUUCUAUGAUAGAAGACAAAGAACCAUGACUGAGAAUAGUCAAGCUGUGUAUGAAAUGACCAGGAAUGGAGAAUGUAGUAUGUAAAUCCCAGCUUCAUAGGAACUCUUUAAUAUACUGCUUUUCUGAGUAAAAUUGUUUACCUGGUCUUUGAAUAUUAAUGCUUGGCUAAUUAGGUCAUUGUGUACAUCAGUUUUCCUCUUGCCCCAUCAGCAGUCUUUCUCUUGAACAUACUGGAGUGAUGCCGUACAAAGGAAAAAUAUUGGAGAUAUUAUAUAUUUUAUAUAUAGGUUUAUGUAUUGUUCGGGAUAUUUUUAUUGUACUGUUUUGGAGAAAAUAAAGAAUUCUCUGUUAAGGCUACAUUCUUAACCCAGCUAAAAUUGUUUACAAAAUUCCAUACAACAGUGAGACAUUGUCCUUGUUCUGAAAUAUUUUUAGACAUUGCCAAGUUAGUAUAGUUUUUACACAAUGUAAGCAAUAAUGUAAAAGAUAAGAAGAGGCUAUAAAAUGAUGACUUGUGACUCAUAAAUUUGUUUGGGAAAAAAAUUAAGGCCAAAAACCUUAAAUUAAUGAAUAUCACCUCUUUUGCUGCUAAAAAAAUGAAACUUCCUGGUUUAUAUAUAAGUUGGAAUUUAUAUGAUACUCUAGACUGGAGUAUCCUUUUCAUUUGCUACCAUUAAAGCAUCACUGACCUUGAUCUUAAAUAUUCAUGAGUCCAUGAACAAUGAACUUUUGAGUAACUUUUUUUCUAUGUAUAUGCCCAAAGUUUAAUAAUUAUAAAAGCACCUGAUUAGAUUAGAAAAAAGAAGCAAAGUGUGAUUUCUUAUUCAAAACACAAGAUCUGAAUUUUGUCUGAGUGCUAGAUCUUAAUAAAAAAAAAUAUAUUUUUAAGUUAUAGUGAUUUAAUUGUUUCAUUUUUUUUAAUUGGCUAAUUCUGUAGUUGAUUUCUCCCCAUGAAUGUAAAGGAAGGGAAAGUAAACUCACUGAAGAUUUUUUUAAGUUAAAGUUCUUUCUGUCUCUUUCCAUAUUCUAUCUUUAACUUGUUUCCAUCUCUUCUCUCAGUUGUGAACCUGUUUUUCCCCCUUGGCUCUCAAACAUAGGUGUCUCACCUUCAUAAAGAUCAAGAUACCCAGGUUAAUGAUGGGUUUCCAUCAUUUAUGCUUCCUUACUCAUAGGGUUGAAUUAGUUUCUGCAGCAGACUGUGAUACUUAGUACUGCUGUGUCUCAACUGGAAAGGUCAGAAAUUUUUAUUUUUGAUGUCAUAUAUAUUCUUUGAAAACUGUUAUGCCUACCAGUAGGAAAAUCUCAAAGUUAGUGUUAAAAUCUUAAUAUGGGCAAGACAAAGAAUAGGUAAAAUUACGACCAGGAAUCAAUUGUUGCCUUCAGUUCUAAGAGUUAUUUUUUUUAAAAGUGAGUAAGUAAGAAAAAAAAAGAAGGAAAGAAAUAGGCAUAAAGAAAAGAAAUGUGUGUGAAUCGUUUGGGGAUUUGUUGGUUGAAAAUGUUGUGGCAUAUCCCCUAUCCUGAGAACACUACGUGAAGAGAGCCUGUACAGUUUUGACAGCUCUGAGGUAUUCUGUGUUCUCAGAGUGUAGGAUUACCACCACUGGCCAUUGUUUCCCAAAUGGAAACUUUAGAUUUUCAUUGGUAAUUACAAAUUGCACAGAUUUCCAAGUUUUAUGAAAAAUUUGAAUGUACUGUGAAAAUGCAUACUUGGUUAGUUGUCUAUUCCCCAAAUUUUAUCAAUACAGGUAACUAGUAUUUGACAUAAAGUGAUAUAAACAAG
Messenger RNA from Equus quagga, 4467 nucleotides. It is a transcript of the gene ZBTB44, whose product is annotated as zinc finger and BTB domain containing 44. NCBI's taxonomy places the organism in Eukaryota, Metazoa, Chordata, Mammalia, Perissodactyla, Equidae. The record is from RefSeq and is a predicted model, not a curated record. Gene Ontology annotation, molecular function: protein binding. The transcript has 6 exons. Bases 214 to 2064 code for a protein of 616 amino acids.